Messenger RNA from Debaryomyces tyrocola, 2007 nucleotides. The record is from the annotation of a GenBank genome assembly. NCBI's taxonomy places the organism in Eukaryota, Fungi, Ascomycota, Pichiomycetes, Serinales, Debaryomycetaceae.
AUGACUAAGCCUACUAAGAGAAGAGAUAAGGAUUCGAAACAUGAAGAUGACUCUGUGGAUGAAACAACAAGUAGAACCAGCGCAUUAGAUUCAAGUGAACCUGUUUUGACCGAAACGCAUAGUGUUACUAGAAGAAGAUCAUUAACGCAUAAGCAGCCCCAUUCACACGAAGGUGAUAAAAAGGAGAACACUAAGAAAGAGAAAGUUAAGAAGAAGAUGUUUGAAUCUAGAAGAGUAAUUUUUAUUAUGGGAACAGUUAUUGGGUUAAUUGCAGCCGGCUUUUUUGGGGCAGCAUCGAAUCCAAGUAUGAAGGCGGAACUUGAUAAGUUGGUAAGUUUUGAUUCUGUUAGUGGAUUGUUAGAUGAUUGGAAAGAAGCUUUGCCUUCAGGAUUGCAAUCUAUAUUGAGUGAUAUUGACGGUUCUGGAAAUGAAGAUCCUUUGUAUGGUUCGGCCGAAUCCUUUUCGGUCGGUAGAAGAAUGGUGUCCAACCAUAACUUAACAAGUAAGCAUAGCGUUAUUAUGGUUCCAGGGGUCAUUUCCACUGGAAUUGAAUCUUGGGGUUUGGAACAACCUGCCGAUUGUCCUUCUGUGAACCAUUUCCGUAAAAGAUUAUGGGGAUCGUUUUAUAUGUUAAGAACUAUGAUCUUGGAUAAAGCAUGUUGGUUAAAAUAUAUAAUGCUUGAUCCUGAAACAGGUUUAGAUCCUCCCAAUAUUAAAUUAAGAGCAGCCCAAGGGUUCGAGGCGGCAGAUUUCUUUGUAGCAGGAUAUUGGAUUUGGAACAAGAUAUUACAAAACCUUGCCGUUAUCGGAUAUAACCCAAAUAAUAUGAUUAGCGCUUCAUACGAUUGGAGAUUGGCAUAUUUAGAUUUGGAAAUACGAGAUGCUUAUUUUUCUAAAUUAAAAGCACAAAUUGAGAUGACUAAAAUUGUAAGCGGUGAAAAGUCAGUUUUAGUUGGUCAUUCAAUGGGAUCCCAAGUUAUUUAUUACUUUUUAAAAUGGGUAGAAGCAUCUGGUGAACACUAUGGUAAUGGUGGCUCAAAAUGGUGUAAUGAUAAUAUCGCUGCAGUGGUGGAUAUUUCUGGUAGUACCUUGGGUGCCCCAAAGACAAUUCCAGCUUUAAUCUCUGGUGAAAUGAGAGAUACAGUGCAAUUGAAUGCGUUGGCAGUCUAUGGAUUAGAAAAAUUCUUUAGUCGCAAGGAAAGAGUUGAUAUGUUAAGAACUUUCGGUGGUGUUCCAAGUAUGUUACCAAAAGGGGGUGAAGUUAUCUGGGGAAAUUCUACACAUGCUCCAGAUGAUCCUUCCAAUACCUUGUUGACACCAUUGAGCUCUAACGAAACUCUCCCUGAAGGUCCUAAGGGAGAAACAUUUGGUACAUUUAUCAGGCUUGACGGAACUUCGAAAAAGAACUUAACCAUGGAUGAAAGUAUUGAUUAUUUGCUCGAAAGAUCCCCAGACUGGUUUAGUAAUAGAGUAAAAGAACAAUAUUCUUUCGGUAUUGCUAAAACUAAGAAGGAGUUAAAACGUAAUAACCAGGACCACCUGAAAUGGUCUAAUCCAUUAGAAGCAGCUUUGCCAAAUGCUCCUGAUAUGAAGAUGUUUUGUUUCUACGGUAUAGGAAAACCAACUGAAAGAGCCUAUUACUAUCAUGAUGCUGAUCCAUCUGUUAAAUUAGACCAUACUAUAAAUUCUGAAGUCGAAAAUCCAGUCUUACUAGGUGAUGGAGAUGGUACCGUAUCUUUAUUGACUCAUGCAAUGUGCCACGAAUGGCAAAAAGGAAGCAAAUCAAGAUAUAAUCCAGGUAAUACGUCUGUAACUAUCGUUGAAAUUAAACAUGAACCCGAUAGAUUUGAUAUUAGAGGUGGUGCUAAAACGGCUGAUCAUGUUGACAUCUUGGGUUCGGCUGAGCUUAAUGAAUUAGUUUUAAAAGUUGCAGCUGGAAAGGGCGAUAUGAUUGAAAGCAGAUAUGUUAGUAGAUUACGUGAAAUCGUUUCUGAGAUGGAUAUUUAG